CAAAACAAUAACAACUAAAACAUGUCUGGUGAUUUCAUUUUUAUAAAAUAUUCCGAAUUAGUCUUUUUUUUUUUUUAUAGAUUUUUUAGAGUAAAUGUAAAAACUGCUACGGUGACGGGAAUGGUACGGUUUUAGCAAGAUAAGAGAAUCGAUUAAUGGUAAGGUCGAGACGGUUGCUAUAGCGAUUAGUAAAUAUAUCCCGAUGGCGAAUCGGCUGAUAACACCGAACAACACAUUGAUAAAGUUCUCACAUCCUGUAUUGGUAGAAGACAAAGAGAGUUAUUUCGCCACUGGUAUAAAGGAUCCAAAAAAAUGUCGUAUCGAAAAUAAAACUGUUCCGAUACACGCCAUAUUGAACUGUAUUGUCAAACCGAGGCUUUAUCAUUAUAGUAAUCAGCUUUGGAAGCAAGAGGUUUCUCCCGAGCCGGCAACAAGAACCGAUGUCGAGAAGUUGUCUGAAAACUUGGACGCACGAUUGGCCGACAGACAGGCGAGGGAGUCCGGCCUUUGUCCAAUCAGGAAUCAGCUCUACCAGGAGGCCUUCAGUGAACUGAUCCGACAGGUCACGGUGAGCUGCGGAGAACGAGGCAUCCUUCUCUUGCGGGUCCGGGACGAAAUGCAGAUGACUCUCAAGGCCUACCAGACACUCUACGAGAGCAGCAUCGCCUUCGGGAUCAGGAAGACAUUGUUGGCUGAAGAAGGCAAAGAAAGAAUGCAUGAAGAAAUAAAAACGAAAAAAGAAGAAAUACAGGUUUUUGGAGAAAAACUGAACGCAAUGCAACAGAAAUACACGAUGAUGGAAAGGAGAGCUGAGGAACUAAGGGAGGCGGAACAGAGGAAGCACCAGGAAGAGAUCGCUUUCCUGAAGAAGACGAAUGCACAACUUAAGAGCGAACUACUUGACGUUGAGUUAGGAAAAUAUGAAGAAAUUAUAGAAGAAGGAGCAGAGGAAGAAGAAAUAGAAGAAGAAUCAGAUUUUGAGAUUUAAAAUUGUUUUUAAAAUCUAAUAAAAUAAAAUUUAUUUAUGAUUUUUAUGUUUUGUUGAUUAAAUAUAAAAAACUAAGGUGUGUGCUUUAGACCACACAAAGAAGUGAAAACAAGGAGAGAUUAAUAAUAUGAAAUAUAAAUUAUAAUUAAUAGCUCAUUACAGAGAGGAUGAAAUGCUGAACAAUUCCCUCACUUAUUAUAGUAUGCAGAUCCAUUUUUUGUUUUUGAGAUAGUUUAAUCCAUAUGCAAAAAUACUCAAUUAGUCGACUCCACUGACUUUACCUGAGCAUUACACAUCGAUGGCUCAAUCUAAUUCACUCUCUUCAAAAUAAGUACAAAACGUUCCUAAAGACGUUUUCCCUUCAGUAAUAAUAUAGAUGUAUUUCUCAUAAACGGCUUUAAUAAUUUUUAUUAAGCUCAUUAAACCAAUGAACAAUAAUUUUUUUAAUAAUAUUUUUGUUUUUAGUAAUAUCCUCGCAAUUCAUUUAUAUAGAUAUCCAUGUAUGCUCUUUUGUCUUAUUUCUUACAUUUUAUCAAAGGUGUUGUCCAGAGCUACUAUAGAUGGAGUAGAAUAGAAAAAUGAACUUUAUUCUGGGACUAAUUCAUCUUAGAAUAACAAUAAUGAACAAAUACAAAAGAAAAUACAUAUCUGGCCAAAAACUAACUUAAUGAAGAUUUAAAAAUAUUUUUUUAUACAUAACAACUCUGGAUAAAACCUUUGAUAAAAUGUAAGAAAAAAGAGCACACAUGGAAAAUAUAAAUGAACUACAAGGAUAGUUUUGAUGAUGGGGAAAAGAUCCGGAAUAUCAACUAUAAUUAAGAUGUAACCAAUAAAAAAUUUGUUUACAUUUAUGGAAGUUUAUAUUGCCAACCUCUGAAUUAAUUCAACAACUUCACAACAAAAGAAGAAAAGAAGUUCCUAUAUAAAAUAUCUUUGACAAUGUCAUCUGCUUAUUUCAUAAAAUCAUAAAGUACAUAACUUUGAAUUUCUACCACAUUUGCUGGUGCAAAUUAAUUGAUACAAAAUAACACAAAGUAUAUUAUCAUGUGUGAUAAAUUUUUGGGACACAAUCAUUAUAAAGUUUUUAUUAGUGCCGACGUUUCAACCCAAACAUGUGAUUCAUCAUCAGGGGAUGGUUCGAACACUGAGGGUGUUCAAGUACUGUACAAGUACUUUAUAAUGACUGCACCUAAUAUUUAUCAUCCAUCCAUGAUAUGUAGAACAGUCGACUAAAUUCCAUCAAAAACUCUAAUAUAUGUCUAAAAUACUUACACCAAGUACACAGUGUUUAAAUUUCGCCAAUAGAAAAUUGGUUAAAGUAGUUAGUGAUGCAAUCUUAUAAACUGACAUAUUGCCUAGAUAAAAGUACCAUAUUUUUUUAUUUUAAUCCUAAAAACUGAUUCUAUGUUUCAGGCCCAACUGGAAGCAAUAAUUGCUCCUAAAAAAUAAUACCUGCCAGCUGAUUCUACCAUAAAACUAAUUUUAAUUCCAUUAUCAUUGAACUCAUACAAUAGUUGUAUUUACAGAUAUAUAUCUUUAUCAUUAUAUAAUAAAUCUACUUUGUUUAUUAGAUAAGAAUAGAUACGCAAAUAUUUUCUGCACAUUAUUCUAUUCAUUAAAAGUAAACUACUGUUAUUAUAAUGUAACCAUUAAUUAUAUCAUAUCAUAAACAAAAGAUAGUGUUCAUUCACAAAACAGAUAAUAUGUAAAUAGUAAUAUGAUGUAUAGCUACUUUGUUAUUUCACUUAUAAUUUUAUUAAUUUGUUUUUUUAGCACUAAAAUUAUUCAAAUGUCCUUUAACUUGCUAAGUGGACUGUAAACUAAGACGGUCUUUUCUUUUUGUUAGUUUUAGAGUUCAGAUUAUUUUGGACCUUAUAAAAAAAUAAAAGAUUUUGUUACAUUUGUUUUUAAGAUACUUUCUAUUUUGAAAUAUUUAUUGAUAUAAAUAACUAGUUAUAUUAUUUAAAAAUGUUUGGUUGUUUAUGUUUCAUUGUAACAUUGUACAAGCACUUUGUAGUAUAUGUGUAUGUCAUAUAUAAAGAAUUUAUGCCAACAAUUUCUUAAAAAAAGUAUCUCCCUCAAUUAAUAUUACUUUAACAAAAGAAGAUAAAAGCAACAUAAAUCUAAAUGCAACUCCAUCAAGGAUCAACAACC
Molecule: messenger RNA, 3142 nt
Organism: Nezara viridula (southern green stink bug)
Lineage: Eukaryota; Metazoa; Arthropoda; Insecta; Hemiptera; Pentatomidae
Source: the annotation of a GenBank genome assembly